Messenger RNA from Cuscuta campestris, 1839 nucleotides. The record is from the annotation of a GenBank genome assembly. NCBI's taxonomy places the organism in Eukaryota, Viridiplantae, Streptophyta, Magnoliopsida, Solanales, Convolvulaceae.
CUUUCUUUUAAGUCACCUAACCCCCCAUACCCCCGCCGGCCGCCGGACUAUUUCGACGGAGUUUGGACUUCCUCCGGUUGGUUAUUCCCUCUCCUUUUCAACCGCAGCUUCUACCUUUUUCUCUGAUCGCAAAUCCACACGAACAAGCCAAGAAUUUGUAUCGAAAUCGAUAUAUGCGGAUCCAUAGCAGCUGAGCGAUGCCACAGGCGGAAGGAACGGCGGCGGCGGCGGUGGUGAAGCCCCAGCAAAUCUCCGAGAUGUUUCAGAAAUUCGCUCACGCCUUCAAGGCCAAGACCUUCGAGCUCUUCGCCGACGAAGAGACUUCUGCCGACGACGGCGACGGAGACGGCUACGCCCUCCUGAAUUCCGCCGAGGAGUUCAUCCCCGAUCAGAAAGUUGUGGUCAUCAAGCCCGAUUCUCCCGACCCGACCGCGAAAGCGCAGUUCACCAAUGCCCUCGCCUCAUCCCUCUUUGCCAACGUUUCCUCCUUCGAGGCCUCUUAUCUCCAGCUCCAAAUGGCCCACGCCCCGUUCAACAGGGAAGCCAUUGAAUCGGCCGACAAAGCUCUGGUAUCCACUCUUCAGAAAUUGACCGAAAUCCGGAAUUUGUAUUGGAGCUUCCGGAAACAUCCGAGCUGUAAUCUGGAGUACUUCCCAGUCGGGUCAGUUUUCGAGUUCCAAGUUCAAGAGAACCAGAGCAAGCUCAGAUCAUUGGAGACCAUGGUAAAUCGAUUACAGUCUGAUAUUGAGUCUAAGGAUGACGAGGUUUUGAUUUUGAGGAAGAAAUUGAACAAAAUCCAGGACAUUAAUUCGAGCCUUUCGAAGAAAUUAGGGCUCAGAAGAACUGAGAAUUCAUGCAGUGCCAUGGAUGUUGUGUUGACAAUCCAUGUUUUUGAAUCUAUGUUGCGCGAUUCGAUAAAAUCUGUGCAUUGUUUUAGCAAGAUAUUGUUGGAGCUGAUGAAAAAAGCUGGAUGGGAUCUGAAGCAGGCUGCGAAUUCAGUUUAUUCUGAUGUCAAUUAUGCAGAGGAAGGGCAUGAGAAAUAUGCAUUCCUUUCCUAUGUUUUUCUGCAGAUCUUUCGUGGUUUCGAUAAGCCCAAUUUUGGUACACAUGAUGAUGAUGAUGAUGAUGACAACAAUGGUUGCAUUGAUAGUGGCUACAUGAGACAACUAGUCGAACAUUUGUCGUGUAAUCCGAUGGACGUUCUACAAAAGAAUCCGAACUCUGGGUUUUCGAGGUUCUGCGAGAGGAAGUAUGAGCAGCUGAUCCAUCCCACCAUGGAAUCGUCGAUCUUCAGCAACAUGGACCGCAAGGAAGUCAUCUUGGAUUCUUGGAAAUCAUUGGGUGUUUUCUGCGAGCUGUUUGUCAGGAUGUCAAGUUCCAUAUGGCUGCUCCACAAGUUGGCCUUUUCGUUCAAUCCCAUCGUUGAGAUCUUCCAAGUGCAAGGAGGGGCAGACUUCUCAAUGGUGCACAUGGAAGAUGUCACCAAGAAAAACAGCUUCUUUCUGGGCAAGACUAGGCCCAAAGUCGGCUUCACGGUCGUGCCCGGGUUCAAAAUGGGCAAAGUGAUCAUUCAGUCUCAGGUAUACCUUACUGGGUUUAUGCAUCAAGAUUUGCAGAGCAAGAACUCGGUUCAAAACUGUUGAUUUUCCUGACUUUGAAAGCUGAAAUGAAACAAGUUCUUAGGGUUUAGUUAGUUUUUUCUUUGUAUAUCUGUGGUUGGUUGUUGCAAAGGAGUUUGCUAAUGUUUGUGAGGAGUCUUGUGGAGAUGUGUAUACAUAAAAAGAUUAAGGAAUGAUAUCAUAAUAUAGCAAGAGAUGGGUUUCAGUUUCUUCUGUUGUU